Euleptes europaea (tarantolino) is the source of this 1250-nucleotide messenger RNA. It is a transcript of the gene NCEH1, whose product is annotated as neutral cholesterol ester hydrolase 1. Gene Ontology annotation, molecular function: carboxylic ester hydrolase activity. Lineage: Eukaryota; Metazoa; Chordata; Lepidosauria; Squamata; Sphaerodactylidae. Gene Ontology annotation, cellular component: membrane. Bases 1 to 1233 code for a protein of 410 amino acids. The transcript has 5 exons. The record is from RefSeq and is a predicted model, not a curated record.
AUGAAGGCGGCGGCGGCGGCGGUGCUGCUGGCCGGGCUGCUCGCCUUGGCCGCCCACUACGCGUACCUGCCUCUGCCCGGCACCGUGUCGGAGCCUUGGCGGCUCAUGCUGCUGGAUGCGUCUUUCAGGGCGGCGCAGCAAACGUGCAACCUGGCUCAUUACCUGGGACUUGGUCAUCACUUGAGGAUUCUGAACUUUAUCAUUGGUACAUUUGACAAGCUGAAUCACCAGCAUGGGGAAGGGAUGAAGAUAACAGAUGCCCAGUUUGACGGUGUAGAUAUCAGGGUGUACGAACCUCCCGCAAAGGCAGAGAAGAUCCUCAGGCGCAGCGUUGUCUAUAUCCAUGGAGGAGGCUGGGCCUUGUCCAGUACAAGAGGAAGCUUCUAUAACAAUCUGUGCUUGGUGAUGGCCGAAUCUUUGGAUGCUGUGGUCGUCUCCAUUGAGUACCGACUUGUACCCGAUUUCCAUUUCCCGGCGCAGUUCGACGACGUUCUGCAUGCCACGAGACACUUCAUGCGUCCCGAGGUCCUGGCUCAAUAUUCGGUUGACCCCAGCAGAAUUGCAAUUUCUGGUGACAGUGCGGGAGGAAACCUAGCAGCGGCUGUGUGUCAAGAGAUGAGUCAAGAUCAGAAUGAAACCAGCAGAUUUAAACUGCAGGCUUUAAUCUACCCAGUCCUUCAAGCGUUUGAUUUUAAUACUCCUUCCUAUCAGCAGAAUGAGUUCGCGCCCGUCCUGCCCCGAUUUGUCAUGGUGAAGUUCUGGAUAGACUAUUUCAAUGGGAACUAUGAGUUUGCCCAGUCCCUUGUGGUCAACAAUCACACUUCCCUGGACGUGAGCCAGGCCAGCUCCUUCAGGGACCGCGUGGACUGGACUUCCCUCAUCACUCCUCGUCUCAGAAAGACCUACAAACUUGUAACACCCGCAACAGGGAAAGUGGAAAUCCUGCAGGCGAUACCUUCGUUACUCGACGUUCGUGCCGCUCCGUUGCUAGCCGAGAAGCAGGUUCUCCGGCUCCAGCCGAAGACCUACAUCCUGACUUGCGAGAUUGACGUUCUGAGAGAUGACGGGAUAAUGUAUGCCAAACGGCUGGAGGAAGCUGGGGUGGAGAUAGCCCUGGACCACUUCGAAGACUGUUUUCACGGCUGCAUGAUCUUCACCAUUUGGCCAACCCGUUUUUCGGCAGGGAUUCGCACCAGGGACCACUAUAUCAAAUGGCUUAGUGAAAAUCUGUGAAGAAUGUCCUGCUUUCA